UGCUCAUCACUCCUACGUAACGCGUCACUGCGCUUACGUGUAGUCGUGACGCCGAAGUCUCGCGUGAUGAGACUUGUGGCGUCGAGAUUUUAUGUAACGCAGCAGGCAGGGAGCUUGCAAUUAACAGCUUUGUGGGACGGCUUAAAAUGGCUGAAUUGUUAAUGGAGUGUGAGGAGGAAGAUCUAGAACCAUGGCAACGUAGAAUAAAAGAAGUUGAAGAUGAUGAAGAUGAUGAUGACGAUGAGCUAAUAUUUGUUCGGGAGAUUAGUGGAGCAAAGCAACCACCUGCAAAUAAUGCACAAGUUACUCAACCUAAUCCAUUUCCAUGUGCUGAAAAUGGAACUCCUAUCAGAGGAAACACUGCUUCAUUUUGUCCUUCCAACAACCACUAUAAGACAGCAUCUACUGGAAACACUAUUGCUCAGCCAGCUAAUACCAUGUACCAACCUGUCACUAGACCAGCCACUAGUUCUGCCAUUGUCCAGCCACUGCCAAGACCUGUUGGCUCUCCAGAGCCAUUAAAGCGGCCACUUACAGGAUGUUUUCCAUCACAUCAGCCACCAAGGCCAAGCCCAACUAUUCUCCAGCCUGUCUGCAGACCUGCAACUGCUCCUUCAAAUGCACAGCCAGCAUGUAGAAACAAUGCAUUUCCUACAGCCGCUCAGCCAGCCGUCAGGCCAGUUGCCACCAUUACUGCACAGCCUGUUAUUCUGAACCAGGGUUAUAUUGUGAAUUCACCCCAAGUUUCCUCAAGUAAUCCCCCAAAUGUAAUGUAUACAUUACGACCAAGCACAACAUUAACACAGUACCAGGGUGUACAUCCUCUCAGUGUCACAGUGAAUGCAACUCCUUUAGUUCGGCCAGUACAGCCACUUAGCCAAUCUCUCCCUGUAUCAGUUCCCACAAGGACAGUUCCUGCAGCCGUACACAGACCUUUUCCUCAAAUGGCAACUGUUGCAAAAAAUCUAAACCUGGUAACAGAACCACAGCAGUGUUUAAUACUAAAUUCACAGAAAACUCAUCAAGGAAUUUCAACUCAAAGCUCUGGAGCAAGUAUUGGGUGGAAUGACAACACCGUAUCAGAGAAACGCCCAGCUCCUAUUGAGAUUUCUGAUGAUUCACCAAAAAAAACAAAAAAUGCAGAGAAUGAAUGUGACAACAGAUUGACUGAUUUAUCAACAUCAGUGAAACCACCUACAUUGUCACAGUCUUCCCCUACAAAAGUAAAUGCAGGGACCAGUUCUGGAACAACACCGAAACAUGGGCCACCUUUUCCUCGAGCAUGCCCAAAAUGCAACAUACAUUUCAAUCUCUUGGAACCUAUGAGAAAGCAUAUGAAGUUUUGCUGUCCUGACAAAGUGGACCACUUUUUUAGUGGAUUGGCAAACAUUGAAGCAAUGAAUGCACCAGGAAUGAUCGAGGAUGCAGAAAAAGGAAAGCUGAUCAUGUUAGUUAGUGAUUUCUAUUAUGGAAGGUAUGGAGGAGACCUUGACUUGACCCAGCAGGAGCAGAAGACACACACUUUCAAAUGUUAUAGCUGUCACAAAGUUCUUAAGAACAACAUAAGGUUUAUGAACCACAUGAAGCACCAUUUGGAGCUUGAGAAGCAGAGCAGCGAAAGUUGGGAAAACCACACCACCUGCCACCACUGCUAUCGGCAGUUUCCCACACCUUUCCAGCUGCAGUGCCACAUCGAAAGCUCGCAUACUCUCUAUGAAUCAUCAACUAUUUGCAAGAUAUGUGAGCUUUCCUUUGAAUCAGAACAGAUAUUGCUGCAACAUAUGAAAGACAACCACAAGCCUGGUGAAAUGCCCUAUGUUUGUCAGGUCUGCAAUUACAGAUCAUCUGCUUUUGCAGAGGUUGACAGCCAUUUCAGGUGUGCUCAUGAAAAUACCAAAAGCUUGCUUUGCCCAUUUUGCCUCAAAGUUAUUAAGUCUGGUACACCAUAUAUGCAACACUACAUGAAACAUCAGAAUAAAGGAGUAUAUCGAUGUGCAAAAUGCAGACUUCAGUUUCUGACUUGUAAAGAAAAAAUUAAUCAUAAAACUCAGCAUCACAGGACCUUUCGAAAACCAAGACAAUUAGAGGGCCUUCCUCCUGGUACAAAGGUUACAAUUAGAGCAUCAGUUGGAUCCAUCAUGAAUAGUGUUCCUUCUCCUACCAAUACUGUUUGCACAAGUCCUCCAUCUACUGCUUUUCAGGCAUCUCCGAAAGUUACAGAUGCUAAAAUUACUCAAGACCUGUUAGUAAAAUCAAAUGAGCAAAACACUAAAACAAAGGUAUCAUCUCCAACUCCUAAGAAGAAGCCAGUAAGCACAACUACCACAAAACGAAUUAAGAUGAUCAAUACAGCAUUGCAAAAUCUAAGGUCAGUGGCUGGGUACUAUAAAUGUAUUGAGUGCCAGCUAGAGGUAAAAGAUUUUGAGGGUCAUUUUCACACAUAUGUGCACUGCAGCAAAUGCAAAUUCAGUACGAGUUGCAAUAAAGCCUAUAUGAAUCACAUGCUUAGCUUCCAUGGCAGAGGUUCCAGCAAACGGGCUAAGGCUUCAAAAAAACCUCUAAAAGACAAAAGGAGAAUUACUCUGGUGUGCCUAAAUUGUGAUUUCCUGACUGAUGUGUCUGGUUUAGAUGACAUGGCCAAACAUCUGAGUGAAAGCCACAAUCAUUCUUGUCAAGUUGUCUUAGAGAAUGUUUCCAUAUUUUCCUCAACUCUUGAAGGAGACAUGGCUAAAUCAAGAAAUGAAUCUUCAGUAGGAGAGAGGCUAAAGUAUUGCAAGAUAAUGCUAUAUGAUACAAAGAAAAUCCAAAGCAAAGGGGAAAACAACACUGUCAAGACAAUGGAAGAAAGUGGUACUUCUGAAAGUAGCAAGAUAAGUGAUGUUCAUAGAGACUUCUCCUCACAUGACAAACAUGUUACACCUGUGGAGCCUGUGAAAGAUUCUGAUCAAACCACUCAGGAUGCCUGUAAUACUAACCCCAUUAUUGGUAUAGCAGGAACCAACAGUGAUCAUAAAGAUUUAAUGAGUACUGUAGAAGGGGAAAUCUCAAACAGAGAUCUGACUUCAGAGACAGACCAGAACAUAGACAGUACAUAUAUCAGUGACACCUUGGAUGAAAGCAAGGCAUCCUUGGAAGAUGUUACGCUGAACAUAGAGAGUCAGAAGCCAAGCUUUGCAGGUGAGGAAAACAGUUUUGUGCAAUUUUUGAGAGGAAGAGAGGAACCUGAAUCCAUAUGUUCAGAUGUUAGCGAGCAAAGCAGUGUUCACCUGGAACCCUUAACACCUUCGGAAAUUCUAGAGCACGAGGCCACAGAGAUACUGUCAUCAAAUUGAAGCACCUUGUGAGCAAACUGAAAGAAAAUGCUGAAAGUACCCCAAAUGUUUUUAAAAAAGACUCUUAAAAGAGGAAAUGUAAGCUAUUUUUGAAGCAGCGUGCUUUGGGAUAGUGUCCUGGCAGUGCCACAUAAUGAAUGUUUGUGUUAAAAGUGUUUUUUUUUUGUAUGUGGAGUCAGCAAGGAUUAAUGAACUACUUUUCCUAAUGACUGAAGAGAAGCAAGAGUAUUGGAAGAUUUCUGAGUAGAACCUGCGUUAAUAUCAGUGUUAAAAUGUAUAGUGCUAGGAUGGGAAGGAAAUACUUUUGUGAGGAGCUGGACAUUUUAUAAGCAAACCUGUUAGUAUUAUUUUAGAAUUGAAUUAGAAGGGUUUGGUUUCUGUCUUUACACAAUAUCGAGCGACAUACUGUACAAUUUGGGACAAAUGGAGCCUUGUCUAUUUCAAGAGCAUCUUGGAAGAAACAUAAGACAAGGCUGUUAUUCCAGAAAUCUGCUUUCAAUAUCUAUGCACCUCCGCACAGGUGUGAUCCUGCCAGUCCAGUCUUAUUUUAACACUUUCAGUGAAAGUGAACAAUUAUUGCAUUAUGGACAUGUAUAUAAGUCUAAAUAUAUAUGUGUGUGUGUUUGUAUAUACAUACAGGAAUUUCCUUUGAUGGUUCACAAACCAAUAGACUUUACUUAAACUCCGAAGUAGACUGCAGAACUUGGCCCGCUGUGCUUCCAUCAGCCAAAUGUUAAAGAUGGAGACGUGGUUUGCAGAACAAUGGAAUCUCUUUAAAAAAAAAAGGGGAUCUUUUUAGAACCACAACACAGAUUGCACAUCUAAACUACAUUUUUUUUUUUUUUUUU
Messenger RNA from Xenopus laevis (African clawed frog), 4180 nucleotides. RefSeq names its product zinc finger protein 280D L homeolog (gene znf280d.L). Bases 147 to 3332 code for a protein of 1061 amino acids. Gene Ontology annotation, biological process: regulation of transcription by RNA polymerase II; regulation of DNA-templated transcription. Gene Ontology annotation, cellular component: nucleus. NCBI's taxonomy places the organism in Eukaryota, Metazoa, Chordata, Amphibia, Anura, Pipidae. Gene Ontology annotation, molecular function: RNA polymerase II cis-regulatory region sequence-specific DNA binding; DNA-binding transcription factor activity, RNA polymerase II-specific. The transcript has 21 exons. The record is from RefSeq and is a predicted model, not a curated record.